Molecule: messenger RNA, 654 nt
Organism: Acanthosepion pharaonis
Lineage: Eukaryota; Metazoa; Mollusca; Cephalopoda; Sepiida; Sepiidae
Source: the annotation of a GenBank genome assembly
AUGUCUCUGUUUCCAACUUUAAGAAUUUUCAUUUUGUUGCUGCUGGUCACUUUUGCAGAAUCAUUUUUUAAGAAUUCCCUAACCAAAAUUAUGACAAGUGAAGAGGAAGGCUCAGGUACUAUAAAUGGCUACAGCAGCCCAAAAUACAAGGUCAUUAAGAAAACUGAGUCCUAUGAGCUGAGAGAAUAUGAACCAACCCACUGGGUUGCUACCACAGGUGAAGGGAGCAGGAGAACUCUUGGACGAACAUUAUUCAUGCGUCUGUUUAAAUACAUUACUGGUGAUAAUGAAUUCAAUAGCAAAAUUGCAAUGACAGUGCCAGUUGCAAAUACAUUUGGUCCUAAAGAAGAAAAUCCUCAAAAUAUCACCAUGCAUUUUUUCUUGACAAAAUCAGAAAACCCAAAGCCAAAUAAUCCAGAUGUUUUCCUUACUUCUUAUCCAACACUUAAAGUUUAUGUCAGAGGCUAUGGUGGUUACACAAAUGAUGAAAGACGACAAGAACACAUUGAGGCAUUAAAGAAAGAUGUUGGUGAAGACAACUAUGAUUUUAGUUAUUAUUUUUCAUGUGGUUAUGAUGCACCAUGGAAAUUCUGGAAUCGUCACAAUGAGGUGUGGCUGUUAGCCAAAGGAAAGGAGGAAGAGAACAAGGAAUGA